Aspergillus saccharolyticus JOP 1030-1 is the source of this 1710-nucleotide messenger RNA. RefSeq lists its product as uncharacterized. The coding region runs from base 156 to 1667 and encodes 503 amino acids. Gene Ontology annotation, molecular function: acyltransferase activity, transferring groups other than amino-acyl groups. The record is from RefSeq and is a predicted model, not a curated record. Gene Ontology annotation, biological process: secondary metabolite biosynthetic process. The transcript has a single exon. Lineage: Eukaryota; Fungi; Ascomycota; Eurotiomycetes; Eurotiales; Aspergillaceae.
UAGCCGAGUGACAGGCAAGCAAGGAGCGUCUCAUUUCUGAGGCCAGCAUGAUGUCGAACGAUUGAUGUGCAUAUAAAUCAGUGGGAGUGGCAUUUCGUGGAAUCCAAGGACUCUAGCUAAAUUCUCAGACAUACCUCGCCGUCUCGGCAUCAAAAAUGCUCAUAAACAGUGAAUUCGCGUCUCCCACUUUCACCCCCUUCCCGCUGACUCCGCUGGACCACCUACUACCCAGGCUUUAUAUGACAUGCUUCCCGUACUUUGCGACAAAAUCGCCGACUGAGGACGCGUUAAUUCUUAAAAAUGGGAUCGAGGUCCUGGUUGCACACAAUCCCAUCCUUGCGGGAGAUGUCUGUCCCGCCUCAAGCCCAGAUGGAAAGACUAACACCUUGGAAGUUCGACCCCCGACAGAGACAAGCCUCAAAGAGUAUCCCCUUGUUCGCACGCAUGUGCACACCAGAGAGUAUUUUUACCGCCAGAAGGCGAUUAUUUCCCAUCGAGUGACAGGCAGCAUCCUGGGCCAAGCAAAGUACAGACCCAUUCCACUAGAGGCGAUCAACCAGGAACGCGCACCCGCACUUCGUUGGCAGAUAAAUAUCUUCGAAGAUGGAAUAGUCGUGGAUGUCUGCUUCCAUCACAUGUUCGUCGAUGGGAUGGGUGUAUACAUCCUCCUUAAGGCUCUGGCUGUAUGUUGCCGGGGCCUGCAACACACGCGUCAGAUUUCACUCCAGACGGUUGACAUGGAAUGUCGCAGAAAAAUCAUCGAGAUGGGCGAACGGGCAGAAAACAUGCCAGAGACCAAAUUUGUGGACAUCUUUCCUCGUGCAAAGACAGCCCCCGACCCCAGUCGUGAGGAGGUGGAAUGUCAGCUUGUAACGGUCCCUUUCGAGGUGAUUGGUCGUCUCAAGGAAGCCUGUCAAGCCAUCACGACAGAUCUACUAGGCUUUGCGGCCGGAGAGGUCGAGCCGGAACUUUUGAACAGAAGCCAGGCGCAUCCUGUUUUCUCUGAUAACGACGUAGCCGCAGCUUUGAUGUGGCUCUGCUGGGCGCGAUCACGGUACCACGAAAAGAGGUUCACCUCCCGACCCGAUGAAACCAGCAUUGUUAUGAUGGUUGAGCUCCGUCAGAAAGGCAUACUUCCACCAAAUUACAUCGGAAACGCCCUGGCUCCUGUCCCCGCAUCCGCACCUCUAUCAUCCGCCGUCAACUCCCCUGCCAAGGACACUAACAAAGAAUCCAAUCGUAAGCCUUCGGAUAUGUACCGCCAGAUCCCUGGACUCAGCACCUACGACCUUGCACUCCUAGCCGAGCUGACCCUCCGUGCUUACAAGGCGGUUGUUGGUGUCGACAAAGAAUACAUCCAGGCACUCAUACGGAAAAAGCAAGUCAGCAAAGACUGGCAGUCCUAUUAUCCCAGCGAGGGACAAUUUGUCUACAGUAACAUGCGCUUGCUGAAUACGAUGGCUCUCGAUUUUGGGAAAGCGCUCGGCAAUAUUGCGCGAUUUGAUUUCCCGGAUUUUCGCACCAAUGGACAGUGCUGGGUAUUGCCUGCCCCGACGCGAAUGGCGCCCUGGGAGUUUCGAAUGUCCAUGGAGAGGGAGGACAUGCAGCGGUUUCUGCAGGACCCGUUGCUGGUUUGGGCGAUGGGCAGGGAUAUGGCGAGGUUGUGAGAGGUACAAUGGGUGGUUGGUACGGCACCGUUGGAGUGUGAGC